UAUCAAAAGGUAUGUGUACCAACAGACAUAGGUCUUAUCAGCAGUCAGCCAGCCUUGAUCGAACCGUGCGGGGUCCGCUGAGUGGCGUUGUAUUGCAGAAAAGAGAACGCCCCCUACACCAACACUCCGUGAUUCAUGCUGCGUAACAGACCUAUUAUGAUCCUCCGGCGCUUAUCUCAGAGAGGAACUCUCCGAGACACCUGCAAUGCCCUGUCCAAGCCAUACCCAUAUAUAGUAUCCAUUGCAGGUUUACGGUCACUGACCCUCUAGAUCUACGCGCCCGUGGCUGUCCAACAAAAGCAAAUCAACGAUAAUAACGAAUAAUAUUUCAAAUUCGAACCGGAGUAACUGGUAAUUCUCUGGAAUAUGGUGACCCAGGUAAAUAGUAAGGAUCCAACACACCUAACAGACCUAGAGGCCCUGGUUAGCCUCGUCCAAAGGAUUAAAUUGUAGACUACCUAGGAGGUAACUUUGUAGACGCGAUUGUAGUUUCUUCUGAUAAACUUGUUCUCCAAACUCUGGUCAGUAUCACUACCUGACAAUGUCACCUGAGGUCGCAAGAGUCACGAACAAUUAUCAACACUCGCACUGUAUCGGCCAGGUGCCACUUGACAUGCGACUAUGGGAAUGAGGCAUCCGCUAAAAGGGGCGACAUACGAGGGGUUCCCCAGCUUGCCAUGGUACGAUUGGUGGAUUCAAUCACAGCUCGCUCAGCAACCUAAAGAAUUAUUCGCCUGUAUUCAAGAUUUCGACCACGAAUCCGAAGAAAUCUCGUUCGAUGCGAUUAAGUCCGUUUACUCGAAAGUUUCCACUAUAAUUAUCAACGAUGGGGAGCUGGGUAUUAGCGAUAUAGUACAGAAACUCUUAGACGAUGGCCGUAUCACUGUCGCCAAGGACGUUCGGGGGAUUGAAAUGGCUAUGGACCUUGUGUUCUCGAUAACUGGCUGGCAAACCAUGCUGUAUCGCCCUGAUGUAUUUUCUUGUCCUCCGUCCGAGCUCUGCAUUGCGGAUGAAAUGGAUGGCUAUAGGGGCGAAGCCCACAUCUGUCUCAAACAAUCUCGUAUAAGCAGUAAUCGAAGACUUUCUGAUUUUCUAUUGGGAUUCGGUUUAAUGCUCCCACCCCGGAAUCAUCAUACAUUCGAGGAUGUUGAGGAAAUGAAGAAUUUCAGCAGGCUUAAAUCUGUCGAUUCUUCGACUCUAAACAUGCAUCUAUUAGUAAAAAUCGGUGGAAUUAGUGUUAAUUGGACCGAUUGCUUGGCCUGCCAUCUCGAGCUGGACAAAAAUGAACGAGCUCUUUAUUUAUUUCGAUAUCCCUCUUUCUGUGUCGCGAAUCUCAGAAAUAGAUCAACGGACGGAAACGGCUGGUCCGUGAUACAUUCUUGUGCUUCGAGCCUCCCCAGUAACACUCACUGGGCCGCGUCACAAGACGUUACGGAGCUACUCCAGGAGAUAGUCCUCUCUUAUAGGCUCUUAUUCAACCAGCAUGUUAAGUCGCGGGAGCUUCUCCGAAAACUGCGCCCGUUUAAACACGUUCCAUUAGAUGGUCACGACGACUUUCUCUUGGAUGUUUGUGGGAAAAAACAAUUCAACUCAUCAUUAGGAAUCAUAGAACGCGACACUUACGAAUUGGCGCGAGAUUUUGCUCAUUUGAGGUCGCGAAUCGUCCGUCUCAACACAUAUCUUGAUGACAGGAAGCCUAGAUCUUGGAGGGAGUUAUGGCUAGAUAAUCGCGAUUCAGCAUCGUGGUUGACGUUUUGGGCGGUUAUCGUUGUUGGUGGGAUGGGUCUCAUUCUCUCGUUUCUUCAACUUGUGUUUCAAAUUGUACAAGUAGCAAUGGCAGUGCGACAACCCGGUUCGUAAAUUUGAGGAUUUGUUUAGAUAC
Molecule: messenger RNA, 1882 nt
Organism: Hypoxylon trugodes
Lineage: Eukaryota; Fungi; Ascomycota; Sordariomycetes; Xylariales; Hypoxylaceae
Exons: 1
Coding region: 622-1860 (412 amino acids)
Source: RefSeq, a predicted model, not a curated record